AUGCACUCGCCUGGCCUAUGGGAGGUAACACGAGUUUGCUUUGAAGGUUGUUGUCCGAAUCCUAUUUUCAGAGGACUCGAGCCCAACCAGGCGACCGUCAAGAACAGAAGCACGUCUGCAACUUGUCGUCACGACUUUGCAGCCACGACUAACUCCUCCUUUUUCCCAAAUACUCAGUUCACUAACCAUGAAUCAAUCCCUUCUUUACAAGAAUCUUUUGUUCAGUUCAUUAAAGCUUACCCCAAGUAUUCUGAGACUGCCCAGGUUGAUCAAAUUCGAACUCAAGAAUAUGUUCAUCUCUCAGAAUCCAACCAUGUUUGCCUCGAUUACAUUGGCGUCGGUCUUUUUUCGCAGUCACGGUCACUGUUUCAGUCUCAGUCACAAUACAUCUCGACAAGCACAAUUGCAUCUUCGUCUAAUCCUCCGUCUCAAAAGUCUGAUUGUCCAGUGUUUGGUAUAACUUACAAGUCGGUAAAUCUCAAGUCGCAGCUGCUUCAUGGUGGCGAUGGAUCCAAAUUAGAAUCUGCUCUCAAGAAAAGGAUCAUGGAUUUUCUCAAGAUCUCUCAGAAUGAUUACUCUAUGGUAUUUACUGCCAAUAGGUCAUCAGCUUUCAAACUUGUUGCAGAAUCUUAUCCUUUCCAAUGUAGUCGUAAACUACUUACAGUUUACGACCAUGAGAGCGAGGCUCUGGAGACCAUGAUUAAUACGUCAGAGAAAAGAGGAGCCUAUGUCAUGGCAGCCGAAUUCAAAUGGCCAAGGCUAAGGAUUCACUCAGCAAAAUUGAAGAAAAUGAUUGUAAGGAAGAAGCAGCAGCAGAAACACAGGGGACUAUUUGUGUUUCCUCUUCAGUCGAGAAUAACUGGAACCAGUUAUUCUUAUCAAUGGAUGACUAUGGCAAAGGAAAAUGGUUGGCAUGUCUUGCUUGAUGCCUGUGCAUUGAGACCAAAGGAUAUGGACAGCUUUGGAUUUUCUCUUUUCCACCCCGACUUCCUCAUUUGCUCUUUCUACAAGGUUUUCGGUGAAAAUCCAACUGGUUUCGGAUGCCUUUUUAUCAAGAAAUCAACUGUACCAAAUCUGGAAGCUUCAACAGGGGCUGGAAUUGUAUCCCUUAUACCAGCAAAGCAGUUGCUUCGCUUCCCUGAAGACUCUUCAGGCACAGAUACAGAGCUUGAACUGAUAUCCAAAUUGGGGACAAACCAAGAUAGUAUUGAUAUAUCAAGCUCUUUGUCAAGUCGUAUUACUGAGCAAAACAAACAAAAUGGAAAUUCUAAAGAAGGAGAUCAAAAGGAUGCUGGUUUAAAAGAGAACCGCCUCGAAGAUUCAGAACAAAGGGAAUCGAAUGAGAAGAAUAAAACAGCUGAUGAACAUGGAAGCUUGAAUGUUGAAUGUAGAUGCUUGGAUCAAGUGGAUUCACUGGGACUGAUGGUUAUCAGUAGCAGAGGAAGGUACCUAAUCAAUUGGCUGGUCAGCGCAUUGAUGAGGCUUCAGCAUCCUAAUAGGCUGGACAACGCUUCCCUGGUCACAAUAUAUGGACCAAAGGUAAAAUUUGACCGAGGACCUGCUUUGGCAUUUGAUAUAUAUGACUGGAAAGGGGAAAAAGUUGAACCUGUUCUUGUACAGAAGUUAGCUGAUAGAAAUAACAUUUCUCUUGGCCAUGCGGUUCUCAACCACAUUUGGUUCUCAGAGAAGUAUGAAGAGGAGAAGCAGAGAGUCAUGGAGAGAAACAGCAAAGAGAAAGAAACAACAAGAACCGAGAGUAAAAAAUCUGAACCAGGAAUUACAGUGGUUACAGUUGCACUUACUUUCCUGGCCAAUUUCGAAGAUGUCUAUAGGCUUUGGGCUUUUGUAGCUCAGUUCCUGGAUGCGGACUUUGUGGAAAAGGAGCGAUGGAGAUACACAGCCCUGAAUCAAAAGACAAUUGAAGUGUAA
Messenger RNA from Fraxinus pennsylvanica, 1929 nucleotides. NCBI's taxonomy places the organism in Eukaryota, Viridiplantae, Streptophyta, Magnoliopsida, Lamiales, Oleaceae. The record is from the annotation of a GenBank genome assembly.